Molecule: messenger RNA, 1773 nt
Organism: Dichotomopilus funicola
Lineage: Eukaryota; Fungi; Ascomycota; Sordariomycetes; Sordariales; Chaetomiaceae
Exons: 2
Coding region: 1-1773 (590 amino acids)
Biological process (GO): protein sumoylation
Cellular component (GO): chromatin
Molecular function (GO): SUMO ligase activity
Source: RefSeq, a predicted model, not a curated record
AUGAGCCUUCUUCCUCUGGACCCGUCCACGAUCGACAAGGGUUUGAGCGUGUUAGAGACUCUGCUUAAGAAGAACGAGCUGAUGUCACCGCAGCGCCUGAAAUGGUUAUGCCACUUCCCUGUGCCGGACCUGAGGUUUGAUCGAUUCCGCGGUGGCAACGAUGUUCUCAAGCAGAUCAUCACCUUCCUCGACGCCCUCACAGCACAAUACGGGAAGAUGCUCACGGCGUCGCUCCAACGGAAAUACCCGUUCCUUGUCGAUGAGCUUGUCAACGUCCUAGGUUGUCACUCUAUCGUCUUGCAGUUUAUCAUGUUCACUGCCUGCCGUAGGAGGCUAGGCGUGCCAGAUGGCCACUUCGGCAAUUCCUUAGAGCAGGCCUUCCGCGAGGACCAAAAAAGACUCCGCACGAUGGACGUCGCCUCGGCCAACGGCGUGCCCUCGUCGGUUUCUCGGCGGGACCUUGAGCAGCAUAACGCCUCCCUGAUUAACUUUUACAAACUGACAGUGGAGGCAGUGAUUCCACAGGCCGCGUCUACGCCCCAACGAACUGCGAGGAUACCAGACCCGCUGCUCCCCCCCAAAGGGUCAAUGAUCGGACGGACGGAAUGGCCACACGAACCGGCGGACCGCAAAUCGGUGUUGAUGUCGCUCCACCAAGCUCACCUUCGUAGCCCUAAGCGGGCGAUCAAAGGAGGGGCGAGAGAACGAUUCUACCAGGCCAUCAAGUCGCUUCCGGUUGCGCCAACCCCUGUGGCUCCUAAGAAGACCAUAUACGAGUUCCAAUUCGAAGUGACGGCGGAGCAGCUCGGCCUGGUGGCGACCAAGUCGAAGAAGCGUGGAGAUCUAUUGCCCAUGGUGGAGCACUUCAACGGCGCACUUCGAUGGCGGAUCCGGUGCUGCGACAUUCGAAACCCGGAUAAGGGCAUCAGCGAAGCAUGGUGGGCCACGCUGGACGUUAGCUGGCCGAUGUAUAUUCAUAUGACGAUCAACGAUAAGGUGCUCUCCGUCCGCCGGCGAUCUCACAACGGCAAGGACCUGCCGACCGAGAUUACCGACUUUCUCGUCUGCGGUACCAACAACCUUGUAGUGGCCGUGCAUGACUCUCAGAAUGAGGUGGGCAAGCACCGCCAUCUGGCAGUUGAAGUGCUCGAGACCCUCAGCCACUCCAACGUCGUGGACGCCGUUUGGGCUCACGGUACCACGCCGGCGGAGACCACACUCAACACGAUCAAACAGCGCCUCGCCACCUCGGGUCUAGAUGACGAGGUCUCGAUCGCCGCCCUAGACCUAUCCAUUGAUCUCGCCGACCCAUUCAGCUCCACCAUGUUCACCGUCCCCGCCCGUGGCGCUUCCUGCACACACAUGGAGUGCUUCGAUCUCGAGAACUGGCUCAACACGCGCCCAGCCAAGCCGCCCGCCAAGUGCAUGCACCGGUCGGCUGACUGCGGCUGCUCCGACCCCGCCAACAAUGCUGAACCGUCUCACCCGGACAAGUGGCGCUGUCCGAUCUGCUCGAACGAUGCCCGUCCGUACAGCCUGCGAAUCGACCAGUUCUUGCUGGACGUACGGGCGCAGCUGGAGAAAGAGGGGAAGCUGAGCACCAAAUGUUUGCGUGUGAAGCCUGACGGUACUUGGUCGGUAGUGCUCGAGGAGGAGGAUGCUGAUGACAGCGAAGCAGACGGGCCCUCUGCGGUGGCACCAAAGAAGACCAACUUACAGCAGACGCCGGCUGCUCCAGGACGGAGAGAGGUGGAGGUGAUUGAGCUGGACUAA